Messenger RNA from Staurois parvus, 303 nucleotides. The record is from the annotation of a GenBank genome assembly. NCBI's taxonomy places the organism in Eukaryota, Metazoa, Chordata, Amphibia, Anura, Ranidae.
AUAAAUGUGAAAAGGGUGUGCAGCUAACAUUUUGAAAAAUGCAAAAAAAACAAACUCUGAGUAUAGCCACCAGGGGCGGACUGACAACUCAUGGGGCACCCGAGCAAUAGGGGACCAUGGGGCCCCUGUGUCCUUGCCCAAACUCAAAAAACCUAUGAAAAAGGUACCAGGGGCAUCUUAUGGGGUCCCCUACUGAACCCGGGCCCUCAGGCAGUGCCCGAGUUUCCAAAUGGUCAGUCUGCCCGUGAUAGCCACUGUCCUUAUAUAGGAUGCUUGCUGCCAGUCCUGGCAGCAGGUGUGUGU